AUGACGACUCCUUAACCUGUUCAAACUCCUCAACCUGGUCAGACCCCUCAACCUGGUCAGACUCCUUAAUCUGUUCAAACUCCUUAAUCUGUUCAAACUCCUUAAUCUGUUCAAACUACUCCUGAACCUGUUCAAACUCCUCAACCUGUUCAGACUCCUCAACCUGUUCAGACUCCUCAACCUGUUCAGACUCCUCAACCUGGCCAGACUCCUCAACCUGGCCAGACUCCUCAACCUGGCCAGACUCCUCAACCUGUUCAGACUCCUCAACCUGUUCAGACUCCUCAACCUGUUCAGACUCCUCAACCUGGCCAGACUCCUCAACCUGGUCAGACUCCUCAACCCGGUCAGACUCCCUAA
Molecule: messenger RNA, 360 nt
Organism: Habropoda laboriosa
Lineage: Eukaryota; Metazoa; Arthropoda; Insecta; Hymenoptera; Apidae
Exons: 3
Source: RefSeq, a predicted model, not a curated record